GUCUGACGUGGUUAACUUAUUCCACCGUCUUCUUUCCAACAAAACCCAAAAAGCCCUGGGGUUUAAGCUCUCACAACUCACAAGUCACAUUCUCUUACUCGACAAGUCUUCGCUAUUUCUCGACUCCGUAGAAAUCGAUUGGGGUCGGAAAAGAAAUGAUCAAACCUACUUCACGAGACAUCGAGGAGAUUGUUUCCAAGCUCUCUUCCGAUACAUCCAAAGCUCGAGAAGAAGGGGUUAAAUUGUUGAGUACCUGGCUAGAAGGCGAAAGAUCGUUCGGAUUUUGUGAGUAUAUUGGAAAGCAUACCGCUGCGCUUAAGCCUGAUGAGGUUCCUCAUGCUAAAACGUGGCCUUUUCUGGUGACAUUGCUCAUUAGAUGUGUAACUGUGGAGGUAAAUUCAACCAAAAAGUCUUCAACCAAGAGGCCUUCAACCAAGAAGAGCUUGCCUAAGCCAAGUUUUGCUAAGAUUCUUCGAGUUGUUUUACAGCGAGCAGAGAAUGUCAAGUUUCCUGGGAGCUUAUCUAUUUUACCUGUGGCUGUGACCCAGUUGCUUUUUAAUCAUAUCUUAGAUGUCUUAAAAGAUGUUCCAAGCUUUCAUUUAGAGUAUGGGGCUCUACUGCGUCAUCUUUUAGCAUCAAGGCAUUACAGAUUUCACAUAGGAAGAAAGGUCUAUGGUAGGUUGGUUCUUCUGUACAUGGAAAAAGUGGAGACAGGUUUGGGCAGUGAUGAUAUUGGUCAAACAAAGACAACAGAGGAAGUCGUUCGUUCUGUGCAGACGCUCCACUCGCUGCUUGACAACCCGCCUGGUGACUUCCCUGAUAAACUUCAAAACGACAUUGUCAAGGGUUUUGUCAGAAUUUUCUUGAAUGUGAGGAAUGAAAGCAAGAUUUCACGCAAACUGAUAGACUGUAUCAAUACAUACUUGUUAAAGGAUGGUCCAAACUUAGGAUGCCAAUCUCUGGAAAUCCAUCAUGCUGUACAACCAUUUAUUUUCCAAUGCUGGUCAACAAUUCAUGAUUGCGGGGAUUCACUUAUUUUGUACGCAAGGUUACAACUGAAUUUGACAAGAGGUGCUGCCGAUGAGAGUCUAUUAUUAGAGCAACUGAUGGAUGUAUUAGGCAAGGAACUAGAUCAAACCCAUACUUCUAGUACCUCUGCUCUGCGAUGUGGCACAACCAGAGACCAUAAACUGGGGAACUUGACAACCUCACAACAUGGUUUACUGGAUCUUGCUGCUCUUGUUUUUUAUCGGGCAUGUGUUAAUACAACAAAAGCACCAGCAGCAGAAAAAAGAGUCAGGAGGGAGCACCCUGAAGUUAUACUAAAAGGCAGACUCAUGAAAGGAAAGUGGUUGUGGAAUGCUACAUUUUGUUAUAUCAUCCGUAAUUACCGUAGGCGCCUCAGUAAGGAUCUUCUUGUUAGCUGCUUUAAAGGCCUGUGUGUAAGCAUUGAAAGAAUAAUUAAUGAUGCUACGAAGGAGCAUGCUUAUGAUGAUCUUUUGUGGACUCUGAGGAGUUUACAGGGCCUCUCUACGGUGUUGCUUGUACCAAGUGUGGAAUGGGAUACUUCGUCAAGGUUAUCUUUCACCGUGAGUGAGGUAGAAAAGGGUUGGCAUACAAUAUGGAACUGUCUGAUUCGUGGUUUGCCGAUGUUCAGUAAUGUCAAUACAGUAGCAGAUGCUGCUAUAAUCCUCCUUGGAAACAUCAUUUCACAUGUUCUACCGGAUACAUUUACUUUAUCUGAAGAUAUAUGGGAUCUUCGGUUGUUUAAAGUUUCACCAUCUCCGUCUUUGUUGUGCUUCAUAUCUUGUUACUUCUCACAGAGAGGAUCUCAAGGUGAUCUGCGGGAUGCCUUGCAUCUCAGACAGAAUCUUUUAAGAACAACGCUGUCUGUACUCACCUGGAAGAACACCAAAAUUUUCAAUGAGAGGAUGGUUAUAUAUUUGCCAGCCGCUUGUUUUGCACUUUGUUCUGGGUCUGCUUCUUUCCUACAGUGCGAUAGGGACUUGGCGAUUCCAAACUUCUUUCUAGAUGCUCUUGAAAUGGAGGGUGAAUUGUCGAUGGCAGAGAAUCGUGAUCAUACUAUUUGCUAUGAACUGUAUGCCUGCGCCCCUGAAGUUCUUGCUGAAAUUAAUAUCGUUUCUGGGUCUAAGGCUGGGCAAUUACGACCAUAUCAGAGCGUACGCCUUCCUCGGCAGAUAAGAGAUCCUCUACUCCAUGAAUUGGAAGACUGCAUUCUUGAGGCUGUAGUGAAUGAGAAAAUUGAAAAUUUGCUUUUAUCAGAUGUUUUCUUCAUAUCUGCUCUCUUAUCGAACAUCAUGUACAGUUCACAUAUGACAAGGAUAAGUAAAGAAGUGUCUCCAUUUCUUUCCAAAAUUGGUUUCUACUUGUCAGAUUUGCUUGAGUGUGCUGUUUCUAUGAUUCAGGAGUAUUUUAACGAUAUUAUGCACAAAUAUGACUCCAAAUCAAGCAUCGAUCGUGUCAAAUCCAUCUUAGUUUCAUUUAGAAGUUUAACUAGCUCUCCUCUAUUUGGAAUUUGGACAGUUCAUAAUGUGAUUGAUGUUAAGACACGUACUUCAAUCAAUGAAUCUUUUAAGAGGUUGCUGAAGGCUCUGGCAGAGCUGUAUGACAGAUCUAUCAGUUGCUCAGAUGAUCUUCAGUCCGAUAUAGAUGUGCCAGACUCCUCUAAAACGUAUGCUCCAGAUUCUUCCCAAGCAAAAAGCAGAAGUAAGAUUGUUGACAUGGAUUUGGAUGGGGAUGAUGAUGGAAAUGAUAUUGAGGGAAGUUCGCCUGCUUCUGCUGCAAAUUUGAAGUUGCACUUUGUAUCUCUUAUUUCAAAUUUUUUCGCUGUUGUGCCAGUUGCUGCAUGGGAUGUCAUGUUCAACCUCAUGGAGAAAGAAACUGAUCCAAGAGCGUUGGAAAGUCUUUUAACCAAUCUUUGUCAACACCCUUACUGGUCCUCCGACAAAAAGUUAUUGAACUUGGUUGUAUCAAUGACUGGUAUGGUUGAUAUGCUAGAAGAUCUAAAAUUGGAGUGUCUGAAUGUUGUGGUUGCCAUCUCGCAGUUGUUGCAGACGCUGCAACUGUCAUUGAGCACAAGUGAAAAGGAUGGCAAUAUUUCUUUCAAUGUAAACCAAAGGCUUUCUGAGAGCUUCAUAUCUCUUGGGGAUCUGUUGAGAAAACUUGCAGAAUAUGAUCUGCUUGAUUGGGUUGGUCGAGUUAAGCUAGUCGAUUGUAUAUGCAAUUAUAUUUUAUUGAAACCGCAAAUUGGUCAGACCAUGGUGGAGAAGCUGCUUGUGAUGCUUCAGGAUCCCGAUUAUCGAGUUCGGUUGAAUUUGGCCAGACGAAUUGGUGUUCUUUUUCAAACAUGGGAUGGCCAUGAUGAGCUCUUCCGUGAUAUAUGUUCAAAUUUUGGGGUGAAGUUAGUUUCCUCGAAGGAAAGGCUUGUUACAGCAGCAGAGGUCAUAAAAGCUGGUCCCUAUGCUCCUCAGAAAAUGGAAACUAUUAUUAUAACCCUCAUGCAUUUGGCGCUUCAUAGUGAAAAAAUGGAGUUGGAGGCAGUGUUUAUAAUGUGUGCCAUUGCUGCAAUUGAUCCUUGCCAGAGGGAACUGAUCGGUGCAGUAUUAGAUAAUCUAUCAAAAACACUGGAGUAUACUACAAGAUCAAAAUAUGUGGAGGAACUAAUUGCACAUAUACUGUUCUCUUGGGUUGCUUGUGGUGUGAGCUUGGCUGCUCUUAUUGAGACACGAGGUCUUUUUGUCUGGAAUGUGGAGCCUAUUAAUUUCAUUCAAUAUUGUUGCCCAUGGCUUCUUCCAGCUUUGAUGGUUCAUGGGGACACCGUUAACCUAAAUUGGGUUGCUAAGGUAGCUCGUAAGUCGUCCGCUGAUCUGGUUAGAAUACAUUUUGUGCCGAUCUUUUCAGUUUGUAUGGCACUCCAUUGCAGUAAGAAUUCUGGCUGGGAAAGUGGUGCAGCUUUGAUUCAGAGCUCAAUUUUGAGUAUUGCUGAGAUGUCUGAGAGUGAAAGAGACCAACUUAUUAAGAAGCAUAUGGUUUCUAUAGUUAGCAAUAUAUUAUCUCUUGCGUCUUGUGCAUCGAACCCUGCCCUUCCUUCUUUCUCUAAGGACACUGUUGUGGAUGCUAUAAGAACAGUUGUUGAUGGAUUUCUUGAGACGGAGCAAUGUGCUAGGGAUUUUGGCGUUCUUGACAAGAUCAAUAUAUUUCGUCCAGAUAGAGUUUUCAUGUUUAUAGUUGAAUUGCAUUACAAGGUAACUGCAGCUGUUCAUCCUAGGCAUAAGAGUAACAGGCUGGCGGGAAUUGAGGUUCUUCUCAUUAUUCUUGGAAAACGAGCUUCAGUUUCAAGCACCUCAAGUUACCUUUUCAACAUGGUGGGGCAAUUCAUUAGUUGUCAUGCUAUUCAAGACCAGUGUUGUAGCAUCAUAUCUACAAUGCUUAAAAUUUCUAGUCCAGCUCAUAAAGAUAUCACUAGAAUGCUAGGCGAACAACUUCAGUUUCUGGUAUCCAAGUUGGUCGAGUGUUGCAUUCCAUCUGGUACAAGUGAUCAAUUUUCUACCAGCCAAUCAUCUCAAGUCAUGUCGCUGCUCCAUCAACUCACUGUGGAGUCUGAUCCAUCUUUGCAUGACUACAUAAGAGAACUGCAACCUUUCCCCGAAAUAGAUUUAUUUGAUACUAUUCGAAGCUUCCACCAGAAAUUAUCUCAAAAUUACUCACCAAGAGAUCACCUACUCAAGCUUGUGAGGAGAUCUUGGCACCUUCCACCAAAAUUUCUACUAUGCAGCCUCCAAGCGUUGCACAGAAAAUUGUUCAUGGGAUAUGGCACAAAUUCAGGUAUAUAUGAUGAAACAUAUUGGCAUUCUGACAACGAAAUUGCGCGUGCAGUCUGGACUCUUGUCCACAUCAGCAGUUUGGACUAUGCAAAUAGUUUUGGAGAUCUGGUGUCUGAUUUCAUUUCAAAGGUUGGCAUUGGAGAUCCGCAUCGUGUUGUUUUCCACCUUCCCGGUGAAUCUAGCCGUGUACAUGUUUUUGGACAACUCAAUUGUGACACCUCUAGCGGGAAAAUUUUUCAGAAUGAGCCUGGGAUAUCUGAGGAACUUCUGAAGUCUGUUUUGAGGCUUCUGAGAAAGUACCUUAUGGAUGAUUCUGUUGACAUUAUAGAUAUGACAUCGCAGGUGUUGCGAGGAAUACUUUCAACUGAAAGAGGACAGCAAGCUUUACGAUCAUUUGAUUCCAACGAGCGAUCCCUUAUUGAGGUUCACUCUAAAGGUGUUAAUCUGGAGCUGGUACAAAAAUCCGUGCUGGAACUGGACAGAAAAUUCGACGCUGAUGAAAUUUCAGUAAAGAAGUCUGAUAUAUGGAAAACUCAUGGAAAAUCAUUUGAGUCAUGGAUCUGCUCACUUGUUCAUGCACUCAUUGGUUAUUGUGAUGACAUUAUUCUUAGAUUAUGUCAGGAUCUCGUGUUGCAGAAAGCUGAAGUUGCAGAGAUACUCUUCCCAAAUGUUAUGGUCAAUCUAGCUGGAAGGAAAAAUUUGGACUUUGACCUUUGUAAAUUGAUCUCUUCAAAGGUGCUGGAAAAUAUAUUUGUUGAAUCCAACGUGAUGGUGAAAUCGAUUCAGGUGAUGUUAAAUGCACUUAACGAAGUGCGCCUAUGUCAUGUCAUGGAGAGAACUGGUUCAUCUUUGGUACCAUCUAAGCGUGAUAGUUUGAAGGGUACUGAUAAGCCUUCAAGUUAUAAUUCAAGAUCACGUUCAUCAGUAAAGCUGAAGGAUUCGGCUGCAACGUCUACUGACUUGGUAAUAUCAUCAUCAUUGUGGGAAAAGGUUUACUGGCUUGCCAUUGAUUAUCUUGUAGUUGCGAAGUCAGCAAUUAGCUGUGGCUCAUACUUUACUGCUGUAUUGUAUGUCGAGCAUUGGUGUGAAGAAAAUUUCAAGUGCCUCACUUUAGGGAGCCCAGAUUUCUCUGAUCUUGAAUUACUGCCACACCAUAUUGAAAUAUUGGUCACUGCAGUCACUCAGAUUAAUGAGCCAGACAGUUUGUAUGGAAUUGUCCAGUCAUGUAAGUUGUCAUCGCAAAUUAUAACUUUCGAGCAUGAAGGAAAUUGGAGCAAAGCUCUUGAGUAUUAUGAUUUGCAAGUUAGGUCUGAACCGAGUGUACCCUCCACAAAAUCAUUACCUGAAACUUCUCAUCAAAGAGACAAUUGUUCCUUCCCUUUGACUGAAGAUGAGACGAAGAUACGAAAACCUUACAAAGGACUGAUCAGAUCCUUACAGCAACUUGGCUGCACUCAUGUGUUGGACUUGUAUUCCCAAGGAUUAACAUCUCGGAAGGGACGUUUUCAGCAUGAUUUUGAGUUCACUGAGCUUCAGUAUGAAGCUGCUUGGCGUGCUGGAAACUGGGAUUUUUCCUUGCUUUAUGAUGCAGCAUUGUAUUGUAAUUCAAGUCCACAAACUAGAAGUGAUCAUUUCAAUGAGAACUUACACAGUUGUUUCCGGGCAUUACAGGAGGGGGAUGUUAAAGAUUUUCACUUGAAACUAAAAGAUUCAAAACAGGAGCUUCUUUUCUCUAUCUACCAUGCUAGUGAAGAGAGCACAGAGUACAUCUAUGCAGCAGUCGUUAAAUUGCAGAUAUUUCAUCAUCUUGGAAUGGCGUGGGGUUUACGCUGGAGAUCAUCUUUAUCUGACGAGAUGGAGUAUAGUACAGAGAAACAGAAGUUGUCAUUGGAACCUGUGAUUCCCACAACGGACCAGUUAUCAUGGCUUAAUGUUGAAUGGAGCUGCAUAUUACAAGGCUCCCAAUAUCAUAUGAAUUUAUUGGAACCAUACAUUGCAUUUAGAAGAGUGUUGCUUCAAGUUUUGAGCUGUACUGACUGCAGUGUGCAGCAUCUUCUUGAAUCUGCGUCAACUCUUCGUAAGGGUGCAAGGUUAUCUCAGGCUGCUGCAGCUUUGCAUGAGUUCAAGUCCCUCUGUGCUGGCAAUGGAAUUACUCAGAAUAAUUUAUACUUGAUUGGCAGGAUUGAGGAAGCGAAGCUUUUGCGAGCACAAGGUCAGCAUGAAAUGGCAAUCAACCUCGCAAAGUAUAUAUCACAAAACUACCCAUCGAAUGCUGGGGCUUCAGAUGUAUAUCGCUUAGUUGGAAAGUGGCUUGCUGAAACACGAUCUAGCAACUCUAGGACUAUAUUGGAAAAGUACCUGAAGCAUGCAGUAACUCUUGCGGAGGAUCACAUGACUACUGACAAAAAGUCCAUGGGACGAAAAAGUCAAACACAUUUCCAUCUUGCUCAUUACACAGAUGCUCUUUUUCGUAAUUGCGAGGAAAUACUAAAUUCUAAUGAAUGGCAAGCAGCAUUGCGGUUGAGGAAACACAAGACAAGAGAGCUGGAGGCCCUAAUAAGGCGGUUGAAGAGUUCAUCUAAAGGGGACAAAACAGACUAUUCAAUAAAGAUACAAGAAUUGCAAAAGCAACUUUCCAUGGACAAGGAGGAAGCCGAGAAGUUGCAGCAAGACAAAGACAAUUUCUUGAGCAUUGCAUUGGAAGGAUAUAAACGCUGUUUGGUCAUCGGGGAUAAAUAUGAUAUAAGAGUGGUAUUUCGGCUUAUUUCAUUGUGGUUUAGUCUCUCAACCAAACCAAAUGUUGUCAGAGAAAUGCUUAGUACUAUUAAUGAAGUUCAGUCUUACAAGUUUAUACCUCUAGUUUACCAAAUUGCCUCGAGAAUGGGUGGCCCAAAAGAUGGACAAGGAGCUCAGAGUUUCCAGUUUGCUUUGGUUUCUCUUCUGAAGAAAAUGGCUAUCGACCAUCCGUACCAUACGGUAUUCCAGCUCUUAGCUCUGGCAAAUGGUGAUAGAAUCAAGGAUAAGCAGCGCAGUCGUAACUCUUUUGUGGUGGAUAUGGAUAAGAAGUAUGCUGCAGAAAACCUUUUAAAUGAGUUAUCUUCAUACCAUGGAGCUGUUAUAAGACAGAUGAAACAAAUGGUAGACAUGUACAUCAAACUUGCGGAACUGGAGACAAAGAAAGAGGAUACCAAUAAAAAGGUUACUCUACCAAGAGAUAUUCGCAGUAUUCGGCAACUUGAGCUUGUACCUGUAGUGACUUCUACUUUUCCCAUUGAUCAUAGUUGUCAAUAUCCUGAAGGCUCUUUUGCACACUUCAAAGGUUUAGCAGAUUCAGUCACGGUCAUGAAUGGUAUUAAUGCUCCGAAGGUUGUUGAAUGCCUUGGUUCUGAUGGUAACAAAUACCGUCAGCUUGCGAAAUCUGGAAAUGAUGAUUUGAGACAAGAUGCUGUAAUGGAACAAUUUUUUGGAUUAGUGAACACCUUUUUACAAAAUCAUAGGGAUACCUGGAAACGGAGACUAAGAAUACGUACAUACAAGGUGGUUCCUUUCACACCCAGUGCCGGUGUUCUUGAGUGGGUAAACGGCACUGUACCUCUGGGGGAAUAUCUUAUAGGGAGCAUGCGUAGUGGAGGUGCCCAUGGGCGCUAUGGAGCUGGUGACUGGACAUUUCUCAAAUGCCGGCAUCACAUGGCUACGGAAAAUGACAAAGGGAAAGCCUUCCAAGAAGUCUGUAAGAAUUUCAGGCCUGUCAUGCAUUAUUUUUUCUUGGAGAGGUUUUUACACCCAUCUGACUGGUUUGAAAAACGGCUUGCUUACACACGAAGUGUGGCAGCUAGUUCAAUGGUGGGUUACAUUGUUGGACUUGGAGAUCGCCACUCCAUGAACAUAUUAAUAGAUCAGGCAACUGCUGAAGUAGUUCAUAUUGAUCUUGGUGUUGCCUUUGAGCAGGGCUUGAUGCUUAAAACACCUGAGCGGGUCCCCUUUAGGCUGACAAGAGAUAUUGUAGAUGGUAUGGGAAUAACUGGAGUGGAAGGGGUAUUUAGAAGAUGUUGUGAGGAAACUCUAUCUGUUAUGCGGACUAAUAAAGAAGCAUUACUCACCAUCCUUGAAGUUUUCAUGCAUGAUCCAUUGUAUAAGUGGGCGCUAUCCCCUUUGAAGGCUUUACAACGUCAAAAGGAAACAUACGAUGAUCUUGAAACAAGUUUGGAAGACUCGCAAGAUGAAUAUGAAGGGAACAAGGAUGCCACCCGGGCUCUUCUGCGUGUUAAACAAAAGCUAGAUGGUUAUGAAGAAGGUGAAAUGAGAAGUGUGCAUGGGCAGGUACAACAGCUUAUACAAGAUGCAAUUGAUCCUGAUCGGCUGUGUCACAUGUUUCCUGGAUGGGGAUCUUGGAUGUAAUAUGGAUUCCUCAAAUCGGCCUUUUUUUGGCUCUGCAAAGUUGUAUGUUUUCCCCAUUGUAUAGUUGUCUUUAUAUGUUUGACGGAAUGACAUAACAUUACAAUUCGGCUCUAGCCUUCAUGAAACAUGUAAAGCCUCCAUUGUUUCAGACUUUCAGAUAUAUAAAGACUUCUCUGUAUAUAGCUCUUGUUUUGCUUA
Molecule: messenger RNA, 9440 nt
Organism: Daucus carota subsp. sativus
Lineage: Eukaryota; Viridiplantae; Streptophyta; Magnoliopsida; Apiales; Apiaceae
Product: serine/threonine-protein kinase ATM
Exons: 79
Coding region: 156-9242 (3028 amino acids)
Biological process (GO): DNA repair
Molecular function (GO): protein serine/threonine kinase activity; protein binding
Source: RefSeq, a predicted model, not a curated record